AUGUCUCUAGACAAUGGUCCUUCCUCAACUCGAGCCCGCGCACCGUCUAUUUCGUCGUGGCUGUGGACGUCGGCCAAUGACUUUGCGGUGGGAAGCGGGUCUGCGCUCCUCGGCUGUCUCCCAGCCCUGCAUCGUGUUAUGCCCGCCGCCGCCGCCGCUGUUGGUCCUCGUAGCAGCCUGAAAAGGAACGUACCUGGGGAUCACAAGCACAUCACCGAGGGACCGGGAGCGCGAGAGGAAGGGGGAACGGGCGAGGGAGAGGACUUGGAGAGGACAAGAGCAGGGGAGGAGAACGGGAAGGGCAUAACACCAAGCUUACACAGUCCACUAAGCGGGACUGUGUUUCUCCGUCUGCAGCCUGUUGCAUUCACGCGUGAAAUCCCUCCUUCCCCCGCUGAAUUCACUUGA
Messenger RNA from Coniophora puteana RWD-64-598 SS2, 408 nucleotides. RefSeq lists its product as uncharacterized. The record is from RefSeq and is a predicted model, not a curated record. The coding region runs from base 1 to 408 and encodes 135 amino acids. NCBI's taxonomy places the organism in Eukaryota, Fungi, Basidiomycota, Agaricomycetes, Boletales, Coniophoraceae. The transcript has 3 exons.